Molecule: messenger RNA, 5571 nt
Organism: Crotalus tigris (Tiger rattlesnake)
Lineage: Eukaryota; Metazoa; Chordata; Lepidosauria; Squamata; Viperidae
Gene: SYT14
Product: synaptotagmin 14
Exons: 10
Coding region: 1140-2837 (565 amino acids)
Source: RefSeq, a predicted model, not a curated record
AGUUGUAACAUAGACUCAUUAUAUCUUAAUGCUAACAAAUUUUAAAUAUGCAUCUUGCAUUGUAAAUGUAUUUUUAAGAAAUACAUUCCAUUUUGCCAACAUUUAGAUCCUCAACCUUUUGCUGAAUUUUAUUCUGUAAAACCUUCAGUGUAUUAGCCUUGCUGAUUAUAAAUUGUAAAGUUCCAUAUAGGCCGCUGGGACUGGAAAAAAAAUUACCACAUAACAUUUGAAAAUCUGGUGGAUCCUAUGGGUAUUCAGUUAGUAGGUAUUUUACACGUUUUAAAAUCUUGAUUCUUGAGUAGUUACAGGGCUGAGGAAGAGGGCAUGCUCAUAAUUCUAACUCUUACUAUGUAUGUCAAUAAUAGUUUUAUAAAAUGUAUAUGCUGUUUCUUAAAGUGUAUGCAAACAUUUUUUCCAAAAAUUAACAGUGUUUCAACCAUCGCUUUCUUUGACGUUAUCGGUAUUUGCCUGUUGCCCCUUUCCUUAAAUGAAGGAGGCGUAGAGGAGGAGAUUUGCGUUCGCGAAAUCUGAGGCAAAGCGCAUCAGAUGCAAGGCUGGAAGGCAAGAGUUUGGCUCGCGCGGAGUGGCUGCAGCAUCCUUACUGCCGAGCCGCUUGACUGAAGGAGAAUGGCGUGGGAAAGUAAAAGUCUUGGCGCGGGCGCAGCCGCGCCGAUGAGGACCGUUAGUUCGGGAGGCCGCACCAAAGGCCCCGCCGCGCGCGGACAGAAAAACAAGAAAACAACGGAGCAGCGAUACUUUCGAAUCUGGGCGCGCGGAGCUAAGAAAAAGGGAGACAGCGAAAGGGAGGAGGAGUCACGCGCAGCUUCAUCGGUCCGGCACGCGCCACUCAGUUUUACACCUCCCCCAACCGCGCGCGCGCUUCGUUUCCACUUUGCUAUCACCCGGGCUGCCUCUUGCCCCCACCUUUUGAAGCUUUCUCUCCCGCCGCCGCCGCCGCUGCCGCCGCUUCUUCCAGCCUGUGCCUGACAGUGUGCGCCUCCUACGUGCGUUCCACUUGGUACGGCCCACCUGGAAGAUCAUGGCGAUUGAUGGUGGAGAGAGAACUUGUGGUGUACAUGAACUAAUUUGCAUUAGAAAAGAAUUUCUGCUGAUUGUAAAUAGAACACAGAGUAUGAACGAUGGUAGAGAACAUGACCAGCACCUUUGAUAUAGUAUCUCCUGAGGCAGUUGGAUUUCUAUCAGCAGUUGGGGUACUUAUCAUCUUGCUGUUGAUUCUAUUUCUGUAUAUUAACAAGAAGAUGUGUUUUGAAAAUAUUGGAGGUCUUCCAGACCUUAAUUCCCAUUACAGUUCCCGAAAAAAUUCACAGGACAAACUGCAUAACUUAUAUAGAAAUAAAGACCAGCAUGGUUCAUCAUCGGAGAGUGAAGAUGAGGCAUUGGGCAAAUACCAUGAAGCCUUGUCAAGAACACAAAAUUCAUGGCCACCAGCAGGCGACAGUAGACAACAGAAAAAUUAUCUUUGGGAAACCAGACAAAAAUAUAGUCCUUUGUCUGCAGAGUAUGAUGGGUAUAGUAGUGAAGCCUCUGUAGAUGAAGCAGACUGUAUUCAAAGAAUGAGACAAACACCUCCUCUUGAUGAAUUGCAGCCUCCACCAUACCAGGAUGAUAGUGGCUCUCCACAUCUCUCCUGUACACCUUCUGAAGUUGGUGAGAGCAAAUGUGAAUUCUCUCAGUGCAGCAACAGUCCAAGAUGUUCUUAUAAAUGCCCAAGUGAAGGAAGUAAUGGGCAUGAAAUAGAAAGUUUCCAUAACAAAGGAUAUGAAGAAGAUGUGCCUAGUGAUAGUACUGCUGUCCUUAGCCCAGAGGAUCUGUCAGUUCAAGGAUCAUCAUCACAGCUCCCUAAAUCCUUUGAUCCAGAACCAGAAGCUAAAUAUGGCACCUUGGAUGUGACUUUUGACUAUGACUCACAGGAACAGAGGCUUCUAAUAACAGUCACAGCUGUCACAGACAUUCCAAAUUACAAUAAGACAAGUGGAAGUCUGUGGCAAGUACACCUAGUUCUCCUUCCUAUCAAGAAACAGAGGGCAAAAACCAGCAUCCAGCGUGGUCCUUGCCCUGUCUUUACUGAGACAUUUAAAUUUAAUCAUAUUGAGUCUGAGAUGAUUGGGAAUUAUGCAGUACGCUUUAGACUGUACAGUAUUCGUCGUGUAAAAAGAGAAAGAAUUUUAGGAGAAAAGAUAUUUUACUUAACCAAAUUAAAUCUUCAAGGAAAGAUGUCAGUUCCGGUGACUCUAGAACCAGCAUACAACAUUUCUGGCUGUGAGUCCCAAUUGAGCAUGUCAGAGGCAUCCUGCAGUGAAAGUAUCUCCUCUUGUCAAUCUUUGACACAUGGCUCAGCUCCCGAAAUCCUCAUCGGAUUGCUUUAUAAUGCCACAACUGGAAGACUAGCAGCAGAAGUGAUAAAAGGCAGCCACUUCAAAAAUUUGGCAGCAAACAGACCACCCAAUGGACUGUUCUGUUGUCUAAAACACUUGAUAGGUGGACAGGUUUAUAUAAUACGAGAUACAUUUGUUAAGCUGACAUUGCUGAAUUCCAUGGGUCAAGAGAUGUCCAGAUGCAAGACAUCCAUCCGAAGAGGGCAGCCAAAUCCAGUCUACAAGGAGACCUUUAUUUUUCAAGUGGCACUCUUUCAGCUUUCUGAUGUUACGCUUAUAUUAUCUGUGUAUAACAAACGCAGCAUGAAGCGAAAGGAAAUGAUAGGCUGGAUUUCUUUAGGUUUGAACAGUUCUGGUGAAGAGGAGCUGAACCACUGGACUGAGAUGAAAGAAUCAAAAGGACAACAAAUAUGUAGGUGGCAUUCUUUAUUAGAAUCUUAAUGUGGAAUUGAAGCUCAACUGAAUGUCAACGUACAAUAAGAUUGUUGUUUUCGUACAGCUAAGAGACUCUUACAAAAAUUACAAGCUUUUGUAUUUCAGAUUAACAUUCCUGUUUAAAAAAUGCACAAAAUGCUGUGAAGAAGUAUAAACAUUCACAUUUUUAUUUAAUAUUACUGAUUUUUUAAAGCACCAGAUACAGAAGACAGAAACCACUAGUCUUUAUCUUGAAACAUUUAGGAUUCUCUCGCCUAUUCUUAUUUUGGUUAACAUGUAACUUUUAUGUAAAUCCUUUAUUUGUAUGAAAUUCUCUGAUUGUUUUAUUUUCUUCUAGUAGUGUUAUGCUCUGUGUUGUAGAUGAUCUAUCAAGAAGAUCUAGAGGUGGAAAGAAGAAUGAUUAAAUGGCAAAAGAAAGCUCAACAAUAGGAGAGAAAUAUUGUAGGUUUGCAAUAGUAGUAUUAUUUUUUUCCAUUCUUGGUGAUUUAACAUUUCAGACAGUGUACAUCUGAAGAGUUGCUAUGCAAGAGAAGCUAGAUACUGAUUACUUAUGAGAUUCUCUGUGGUGUCUGUUUUAAACAUUUUUUUUUCCAGCGAGCUGAAAUUGUUUUGAAAGAGAAUUACCAUUUAUGGUAUAAAGAUACAUAACUUUCACUCUUGAUAAAUAGGCUUUUGUAUUAUUUCAAAAGCCGUAAAACUUGUUUGACCAGACUGUAGGUCUCACCUCUUAAAAAUUACUGGGAUGGUAUCUUCAGUUUAACGUACCUAUGAUGCAGGAUUAUUCAUUGUGUGCCUUCUUUGGAUCUUAAUGAAAUAGGACCCAGUGUAAGCACUGAGCACUUUUCAAUUUUCUGAUUCCUCAUUUGCCAGCUUGAAAGCACAGGAUCCAAAGAUUUGCACAAGGGAGCUUUGGAUAUGUGAUUUUGAAAAGCAGAAUUCUUUUCUUUGAAACUGUGCUUCCACAUAGAUGUUUCUAAUGGUACUAAUCAAAAGAUAUUGUGUGACUGUUUCAUCUUUCCUUAAUAAAAUUUCUAUGCUCAGAAAAAAAAGAGAAACUGAGGAAAAAACAUGGAGGUUUACAAGUAGAAGACGAUAAUAUAUAAUUUCUCCAAAAAACGCAGUAGGGCAAAGCAGUGUGAUGUGGUGGGAAAUCUACUUUUUAAGGGAAAAAAGGUAAAACAAUUCACUGGGCAGCCAGAAGUUCCUGGACAUAAGUAAAGUAGUCCCUUUACACAUUAUAAGAAGUUUGGAGAAGCUGAUGACAACUUGCAGGCAGUUUCUGUCAUGGAUCUCUCAGUGAGAGAUGCUUUAAGUAAAAAAAAAGAAGGAUUUCACUCAUAGAUGCUUUUUAAUUAAGGUAUUUGGUCUUUAUAUGAAAUAUGGUUAUUGGCAGUUCAAGAUCUAAGAAAUACGUAAAUAUUUUUAAAAACAGAAAGUUUUAGAAAUUCAAUGAUGAUAACAUUUCGGAAUUAUAAUAUCUGAGUAAUUUUAAAUAAUGACUUAAUCCCAGCAGUUAAUUCACUUUCUUUCUCUCUCACACAUGCACACAAGCUUGAAAAAGACAGUUUCAUGAAUUUCAGUUAUAUUGAAGGUUAAGACACUGCUUGCCAUGAAUAUAGUGUUGAGAUCAUGAUAAAAGAAAGUACAGCUUAAACACCUACAAUGUCCAUGGAAUCUAUAUUGGUUGGAAACAUAGCCAGAACUGAUGAAUUCUAUUCAAGUGCUAGCUUUGGCUCUAGAGAAGCUGAAAAAAGAAGGAUCAAUGCAUUUCUUUUUAUACUUAAAGUAGACUGAUUAAAUACAUGUUUAAUACUCUUACCCACAAUAAUAUUGAAUGCUGCUAUGUUUGAGAUCAAAGACCUUGCAGACUUGCAUGAAUGGAUUCAAGUCCAUCACAUGAAGGAUGUGUAAUGUUCAGUUUCAAAAAAUUUAACAACCUCCUUAAAAUUUCUCAGCCGUAGUCUUAAAAUUGUUAUUCAGUGCCUUUCAUGUUUCACCACUUAAAUUUGUAACUAUAAUGUGAUGCUAAAUUGAUUGAUUUUAAAGGUUUAUCAAAUGAUUUUUCCUGUGUUGCAUGAAAUGUAUAGCACAAGAAAUGUAAUUUUGUUAAUAAACACUGUUCAGGAUCUUUUUGCAAACUUAAAUAUGAAUAAUAGUACAAUUUAUUGUAUUAUUUUCAGUUCUAAAUCUUGUUAAUUUGACUUUCUACAAGCCUUGCUUUGUAUUUUGAAAAUCCUUACUUAGUUGCAUUUCGGUUAAAAGUUAAAUAUUUAGAUUUUAUUUGUAGAUUUUAGCCUCAAUUCCAAACUUGCUUACCAUAAAAUAUGUACUAGAGCUUAUUUCUGAAAUGCAUGUUUAGAAUUAAGACUUGCAACAUCACAGUGCCUUGAAGAAUGGAUAAAGUAUUUUUAAAGAAGAAAGAGUGAUGAAAAACUGUGAUUAUGAUCCAGGAAAUUCCUGAUUCUGGAAAUUUCUUAAUCUGAAUUGUUCCUCUAUAUUUUUUCUUUUUAAAAUAUAGUCUAUCAUAGACACAUCUAACAAACUAUUUUGUUGGAAAGCAAGAUAGAUGUGGAGCAAUUAAAAUAUAUAUAUUUGUUUUUCUGCCACUGUCAUGUCAAUACUUUUGUCUUAAUUUUGAAAUGGUAUACACCUUGCUUGGAUAUUACUGUACAAUGUACACAUAAAUAAUGUUUGAUGGCCUUGUAAACAUAAUAAACCUUUGAUUUGGCAUAAAACAUUG